Messenger RNA from Panicum virgatum (switchgrass), 642 nucleotides. RefSeq names its product FCS-Like Zinc finger 1-like. Lineage: Eukaryota; Viridiplantae; Streptophyta; Magnoliopsida; Poales; Poaceae. The transcript is spliced from 2 exons. The record is from RefSeq and is a predicted model, not a curated record. Bases 111 to 416 code for a protein of 101 amino acids.
CGUUGUGCUAGUCGUUGGCAGCAACCUUCGAGUCCCAGUAGUGCAAUUCCCCGAAGACUUUGGCCUUGGCCUCCUCACUUCCACAGGCUCAGCUCCUGCUCUGAAAAACAAUGGCUUCCUCCUCCUCUUCGUUCUUCGCCAUCGAGCCGCUCGAGUGCGCCGAGGCCUGCCGCUGCGCCAUGGACGCCUGCUCCCUCUGCGGGAAGCGCCUGGCCGGGGACCGCGACAUCUUCAUGUACAGAGGGGACACGCCGUUCUGCAGCGAGGAGUGCAGGCACCGCCGGAUGGUGAGCGACGGCGUGGGCGCGCGCAAGAACAAGCCCUUCAACUUCAGCACGGAGCAUAGGCACGAGGCGCCUGCGGCCGCCGAGCCCGUCCGGGUCCGGAUCGCGGCAGACGUGCCCGUCGCGAACUAACCAGCAGGCGCAGAGCAGCAUCCGUUCGGCUCCAGUCGAGGAGGAGCCGACACUCCGAUCGAGAUGAGUAGCGGCAGAAUGUAGAAUGCAGGCAAAGCAAGGACGCGCCCUCGGCCUCGAGUAUCUUUGAGUUCUUUCUUUCUCGUUGUUGUCGAUCACGCUUUUUUUUUUUGUAUGUGAGCGAGUAUGCGAGAGAAAUGGGUGUACAUGACGGCAUUUCCCAGCA